Messenger RNA from Amaranthus tricolor (Joseph's coat), 704 nucleotides. Its product is annotated as metallothionein-like protein type 2. Bases 227 to 463 code for a protein of 78 amino acids. Lineage: Eukaryota; Viridiplantae; Streptophyta; Magnoliopsida; Caryophyllales; Amaranthaceae. Gene Ontology annotation, molecular function: metal ion binding. The transcript is spliced from 3 exons. The record is from RefSeq and is a predicted model, not a curated record.
UUACGUGGAAGAUAGAGCUUCCUCAACUUGGAUGCCAAUAAUGGACGGUGGCAGAAGCUCGAGAUUUUAACCGUUACGAUGAGGACAAGUGGACGGUAGCUUCACCACACUCUCUCUCCUCAAGUAUUGUUAUAAUUACGCCCUCUUUCUCUUCAAAUAUCCGUCCACUACAGUCUGUUUAGAUAUUAUCGCAUACAAAGCCGACUUUAAUUCUCUCUCUUUGAAAAUGUCUUGCUGUGGAGGAAACUGUGGAUGUGGUUCUAACUGUGGUUGCGGCAACGGCUGCGGAGGAUGCAAGAUGUUCCCGGACUUUGAUGAGAAGGUUCAAAACGCUACUGUCCUCGUCUCUGGUGUUGCUCCCAAGAUCUCGUAUGUGGAGGGAUCAGAAAUGGGAGUAGCUGCCGAGAAUGGUGGAUGCCCUUGCGGUGACAACUGCAAAUGCGACCCUUGCACAUGCAAAUGAGAUGAUUAUGUUCCGAAAGACGCAGAGCCAACUAAUAGGAGCAGCGUUAUAAUUAUGGUGUAAUAACUAUAUAUUUGUACUCCCAAUUGUGUCAAGAUCAAGUGUUGAGACACUAUUCUUGUGAUUUAAAGUUCUAUUUAGGGUUUUUUUAAGAAUAACUUAUGUCAUAGCCUUGAGAAGUGUGGUAUGAUUGAUGUUCUAUGUAGUGUUUGAGUUAAUAUAAUAUGUGGUUUUAUUAGUA